Molecule: messenger RNA, 1956 nt
Organism: Nomia melanderi (Alkali bee)
Lineage: Eukaryota; Metazoa; Arthropoda; Insecta; Hymenoptera; Halictidae
Source: RefSeq, a predicted model, not a curated record
CGCGCAAUACAUGAUAAAAAACGUCGGCAAUCUAGAUGAAUGAUAUCAGUAUAACAACAGAAUACGCACUAAUCAGACCGUUACUAUUUUCAAGUUUAUUAUCAGAAUUGCGUUCUAUCUUGCAUUAUUAUCGAACUCCAACUACUCAAAGCGUGCAAAGUCUGGGAGCAAGGCUCAUCAGAAGAAUAUAAUUACGGUGUUGCUCGGUGGACAUGUAAUGGACGGUGUAGCGACUUAACAAAACCACCAUGAUUGAAGCAUUGAUGGUGACCGUGGCCCUGCUCGCAGUAGUCGCAGCGGCAAUCUAUUAUUACGUGAAAAGUGUGUACAGUUUCUUCGAUGAUACCGGGAUUCCGAUCGCACCUUGGUCGCCGAUUGCCGGUAGCAUGAAGGAUCUAGGCAACCAAAAAUGCAGCUUAGCCGAAACGAUUCAACGAAUAUACAAUCUCUAUCCCGAAGCCAAGUACAUCGGUGUCUUCGAGAACUUCACGCCGGCGAUCAUGAUCCGUGACCUGGACUUGUUGAAGUCCGUCACGGUGAAGAAUUUCGACCACUUCCAGAACCACCGCUCAAUAACAGCGUCGGAACAGAUUUUCAGUAAAAACAUAUUCUUUUUGCGCGGUGAACGAUGGAAGGAGGUGAGGGGCCUGUUGAGCCCAACAUUCACUUCCAGCAAGAUGAAAGCGAUGUACAACUUGAUGCAUGAAUGUGCUGUACGGUACGGGGAGAAUUUGGCUAUGUUACCCAAAGAGAAAAGGUCCAUCGAGCUGAAGGACACGUUCACCAAGUACACGAACGACGUGAUCGGCACCUGUGUGUUCGGGGUGACUGUGGAUUCGAUGACCGAUCCCAACAACACGUUCUACGUCUACGGCAGGGAAGCUACGGUUAUCGAUAAACGGAGGGCAACCAAGUUCUUCCUGUCGAUGAAGUUUCCUCUGCUUUGUAGGGUGUUCGGUAUAAGGAUAUUCGAAAAAAAGAUCACGGACUUCUUCCAGGAUUUGAUCUCGUCUACCAUUAAAGCUAGAGACGAACAGGGCAUCGUGAGACCGGACCUGCUUCACAUAAUGAUGGAAACUAGGGGGAAAUUGGGCCCGGGCAAAGAACUGACAAUCGAAGACAUGACCGCGCACGCGUUCGGCUUUUUCUUUGGAGGGUUCGAUAGCAGCUCGACCCUGAUGUGCUUCGCUGCUUAUGAAAUAGGAGUGAAUCCGGAGGUCCAGAAAAGGUUGCAGGAAGAGAUCGACGAGGUGCUGAUGAACAACAAAGGAGAGGUGUCUUAUGAGGCAAUUAACGGCAUGAAGUAUCUGGACGCUGUUAUCAACGAAGCUCUAAGGAUGUAUCCGGUGAACAUUUUUGUAGACAGAGUCUGCACGAUACCUUUCGAGCUACCUCCAGCGUUGCCAGGAGGUAAACCGCAUCUGGUCAAGAAAGACGAGGUCCUUUGGCUACCGAUCUACGGGAUACACUUUGAUCCGCAGCACUUUGAGGAGCCGACGAAGUUCAAUCCGGAUCGAUUCCUCGACGACUCGAAGAAGCUUCUAAACUCUGGGAAGUUUUUAAGUUUCGGCGUAGGCCCGAGGAUGUGCCUGGGGAACAGGUUCGCGCUUCUCGAGACCAAGGUCUUGUUGUUCCACGUGUUCGCGCGCUGCAACCUUAAACCCAACGAGAAAACAACCAUACCGAUGAAAUUGAGCAAGAAAGUGUUCCAAAUGACGGCAGAGGAUGGAUUUUGGUUUGAUGUUGUGCCCAGGGAAAUUACCACUCCCGUGCUCAACAAUCUCGCGGUCAAUGGCAGUGCCAUAUAAUAAGCUUACCUCUGAAAUAUAUUUGUAGAGUAGAAUUUUCUAUUUUGGCAAAAUACGGCAAGAUAUUAACCCUUUGCGGACGGAGAUUCUCUGAAAUAUACAAAACCCUCAAGAGAUGAAGCUAAAUUAUAUAUCAAUUACUUGAACA